AUGGCUUACGGACAGAAAAAGAAGCGGCGCCAAGCCGAGGAGAUUCCGGAGCAGACGUCGUCGAUGUGGUAUCUGCUUUGUAUCUGCGUCAUUGCAGCGGCGGGCAUAUCUGUAGGGGCGAUGAUUCUGAGCACCUGGCGGAAUGCAGCACCCAUUCAGUAUCGAUACGUGUUCCGCAGCAAGGAGAAAACGCUGUCCGUCAGUGAGACAUCUUACGGGCUCUACAACAUCGUGUAUGAUGGCGGUAGUGCGUACAUCACGUGGACGCAGCGCGUGGCUGACGUCACGACGAGAGGAAAAGUGGCUAUUCAAAUCGGUCAGCAGUCUACGCAGUCGAACGCGCAGUUCCAGGCGUGGGCGACCCAGUGUCCGCCUCAGUGUCAGGACGCCAUCAGCACGCGAAUGUCCUGCUACAAGCGAAUUAGCACCAUUUCCACGAUUCUGUUGGGCGCGCUGUCCGUGGGCGGAGCCCUCGGGCUGAUUGGAGUCGGGUGGUUUUUUAUUUUUGGGAAACUUGCGUACCUCCAAAUGGGCUGUUGGUUCUUAGCUGGAGCUGUGUGCUACGGUUGUCUGGGGUACUGGAUUUGGGAGACGGACACCUGUUGGCGAAUGAUUAUUGCGGGGCAGCAGAUCCCCUACCCUGCAGUCGGCUUGCCGUGGUACCUCACGCUUAUUAGCAGCGGGUUGUACGUCGUCGCUGGCAUAGGGGCCUUCUUCGCAGAGACGAUUGACUCUUACAACGAGAAGAAGCUGAAGCAACAGGCGCAGAUGCGGCUCAUGAUGGAGGCGGGUGACGCAUUCGACAACUUCAUGCCGCCGGGGAUGGCUCCAGGCAUGGGCGCACCAGGCAUGAUGGGGGGUCCGAGACCCCCGGGCAUGAUGAUGGGCCCGGGCAUGGCCAUGAUGGGGGCACCGGGUAUACGGGGGCCUAGAGGCCCCGGGCCAAUGAUGGGCGCUGGCAUGGGAAUGAUGCCUGGCAUGGGGGCAGGAAUGAUGGGGGCUCCGGGCAUGCCGAUGGCGGCUGGGUUCGGUCCACGUCCAAGCAUGGGCGCCCGACCAAGCUUCGGGCCACGCGCGAGUUUUGGAGGCCCCAGAUUUAGGUGA
Besnoitia besnoiti is the source of this 1104-nucleotide messenger RNA. RefSeq lists its product as uncharacterized. Bases 1 to 1104 code for a protein of 367 amino acids. Lineage: Eukaryota; Apicomplexa; Conoidasida; Eucoccidiorida; Sarcocystidae. The record is from RefSeq and is a predicted model, not a curated record. The transcript has a single exon.